CGCAUAGCAUGCUCCCAGAAAUUUUCAGUAAAAUCCUGCCAAACAUGAUUUUAUUUAAAAAAUUACUGCCAAUUUUAUCAAUGUUUACAUAUUUGCUUUUGCAACCAUGACUGUUUAGGACCCCACCAUGGUAAUAUGAUCAUGAUGGUAAUUUCUUAAUCUACGUCUUAAAGUUUAUGACCUAUAGUAUUGUCAAAACUUAUAACUCGAUUAUCGACUUCGAGGGUAUAGCUAGGUGUUCCUUAAUUUAGUCAAUAUCAAUAUGUCAUGCCAAUACGAAGGAAGCUUACAGUCUGUUUGUGUCAAAGUCAUUGCACACAAUUUUGACAGAUUUUUUAAGACAUUUGAAUGUACUAGAAAUAAAGAAUUUAAAUUGGCUUCAGAAAUCAUUCAAAAACUGUAUGGAAAUGAUCUUACAAAGAAACUUUAUCUGGAAGGAAAUAUAAAGAAUGAGCAUUUGGAUUACUUGAUUAAUAGAUAUACUAAAGAUUUAGAUGUGCAGUGCUUUGUGAAUUGUGAAUCUAAUGAUAUUGAAGAAAGAAUUCAGCAAAUUGGAAAUGUCAUCACCAAAUUUACCAUGACUAGAACAAGGCAUUUUGAUGUCAAUAAUUUUCUAAGGCCAUUGUGUAAAGUGCAAAGCCUUAUCCUUAGUGAUACAAAUUGUUCAGAUAAAUCUCUCAUGACCAUUGCAGAUGUUUGUGUAGACUUGAAAGAACUGGACCUAUACAACUGUGAAAAAGUUUCAGACAAAGGAUUAAUAUAUCUUAGUGAUAAAAAGCCUGCAUUAGAAUUUCUAGAUGUUUACGAAACUUCUGUUACUUAUAAAGGUGUUGCUCUAAUCUUGAAAAACAUUUCUACAAUUUCUGAACUAAAAUUUAAUAAUGUGCCAAGAGCAAUAUUUGAAGCUACUGGUUUGCAUACCACUUUAGAGGAAAGUGAAGAAAGGACUUUCAAUUUAAGAAAUCUUGUAAUCCUAAACAAUCCAAUGAGGCCGGAAAGUCAUUUAACUGCAAUUCUGAAAGUUUGCAGUACAUUUUGUCCUUAUGUAAAUGAUCUUACUGUUACCGAAAUUAUUAAUGAGGAACAGCUCUACUUGUGUUCUACAUUUGUAGAAUUGAAAACCACUCGACUAUCUUUAAGCAGUGUAGUACAACCAAAACUUAGCAUCAAUGAGUUGCUUGAAAGGAGAGGAAGCCAAAUAACUUCUCUUUCACUAACCUCAUUUGCACUUUCAGUAGAUGUGCUAGCUGAAAGCUGCCCAAAUUUGCAAUAUAUUUCAUUGAGUUCACCUUCGUUUGAAGAUACACAUUCGUCAACCAUCAAUUUCCCUUGCCUUAAAAUACUUCAUUUCCGACACUCUGUUUUGAAAUCCGUAGAUGGUAAUAACUUGUAUGAAAAUAUUAUUUCAUGUAGUCCUAACUUAGAGGAACUUCACAUAGUAUCUAGUGAAUCUUUGGAAAGUUUAACUGAUGUUAUUUUAGGCUAUCCAGAGAAACUUCGAGUUUUAAACUUUAGUAAUACUAUUGUUGAUAUCGACUUCAUUCAAAAAGUUAUAAAAAAGCAUGAGAAAUUAUCCACUUUAAAUAUUGAUAACUCUGGUGUAUCUUGUGCAGAUUAUGAUGAUUUAAUGGACAUGGUUGACGAUAUGGGUAGAAGUAUACGAAUUGUAUGGGCUGAUUAUUCAUCUGCUAUCAGAGAACUGUACAGUACUGACUUUGGAUUAGUUUUUCAAAGGCUGCACAGGCAUGUUUUGAAAUUGUAAAUAUAAAUUGCUCUUUCGGUAUAAAA
This is a messenger RNA of Uloborus diversus, 1788 nucleotides long. RefSeq lists its product as uncharacterized. The record is from RefSeq and is a predicted model, not a curated record. Gene Ontology annotation, cellular component: SCF ubiquitin ligase complex. The transcript has 3 exons. Gene Ontology annotation, biological process: SCF-dependent proteasomal ubiquitin-dependent protein catabolic process. Bases 263 to 1762 code for a protein of 499 amino acids. Lineage: Eukaryota; Metazoa; Arthropoda; Arachnida; Araneae; Uloboridae.